AGCUCUAGUAUGGAUUGACUGGGUGCGGAUGCUGCAGAGCCUGAAUUUUGAGCCCGAGCCGACGCUUGAAGUUUACAGUCUUAACUCUUAAGCCUUCACUUUUAUUGACUUGAGACAAUGCAAUUUGAGUAUUGAGAGGUAUUGUUGCCCAUGUCAUCACCAUUUUCCAGAGAACUACAUUUCUGUCAAGUGAGAAGGACAUCUUACACCAUGGAUGGAUUCUGCCUUCUCUAUCUACUCCUGAUCCUCUUGAUGAGAUCUGGUGACGUUGAAACCAAUCCAGGUCCUAACACUGCAGAAAGUACUGUCAGUGAAAUGGAGUUCCUGAAGCUGGCCCAGGAUAUCGCUCCAUCUUACUACAACGCCGUUGGGAUAUCUCUAGGGUUCUCCUAUGCUCAACUACAGGCAAUCCUGGCUGAAAAUUUGAAGAACUACACCAAUGCGUUACUGGAUGUGUUUAUGAAAUGGAAUGUCAAGCAGCAACCUCCACACUCAAACAAAAGACAGCUUUUGGCAAACAAACUACGAGACAUUGACUUGGGUAGCCUAUCAGACGGAUUACUCAGUGGACCUCCAAUUCCAAACAUCACAGGAGGGCCACCAAGACUGCUCGAAUCACAGACCAAACCUCCUUCAGCUGAAUCUCAGACCAAACCACUUUCUCCUGAACUGGUUGAGCGGUGUGCAAAGGAUUUCAAAUUCAAGUACAGGUCAACUGUCUGUAAGAUCAGAGCUGAUCCUCUCAGUCCUACUUCCACUGUGCAGUUUGAAGACUUGCAUACUAAUCUCGUCUUACUAGAAGAACAUGGAACAGAGAAGCGAUUGCUAGAUUACAAUGAUAUCCUUAAUCUCAAAGUCAAUGGAGAGUUCCCCAAGCGGAUCAUGGUCCAGGGAGAGGCAGGGGCUGGAAAAACUACAUUCUGUGCUAAGAUUGCCUGGGACUGGAUUGAAGGGAGGCAUUCAAGUCACUUUGUGUGGGUCUUGAUUGUUCCUUUACGUGAAUUUAAGCAACACACCAUUGGCCAGAUUGCAAAGUCUUAUCUGGACAAAGACAAUCCAGCAACAGUUUCUCAGAUUACUGAGUAUAUCCGGUCAAAUCCGGACAAGGUAUUCAUCGCAUUCGAUGGGCUAGACGAAGUCAGUGGCAAAAUCAUGAAGACAGAAUCUAGCGAAUCACAGCAUACUGAUCAAAUGCAACUUCAGCCAUCACAGCCAAGUGUCACCUCCUCAGAGGCAUGUGGAAGCUCAUCUGAGACUGAUGAUAUUGGACUUGCAGAUAUUCUUUGUUCAGAUCAACUCGCCUCUUGCUCAGUCUUGGUGACCACUCGCCCAUGGAGAGCAGUAGAGAUUAGAUCAGAUGGAGGUCUAUCAAAGCUCUACACAUUCAUUCAUGUUGAGGGUUUCAGCAGAGAGAAUUUGUCAGUUUACAUUCACAAAUACUUUCCAAAGAAUGAUGAUAAAGCAAAUCAGCUUAUCCAGUUCAUCAGUGAGAAUGAUGUUCUAUAUGAGAACAUGGCCCACUAUCCUAUAUAUGUAGCCAUGUUGUGUCUUAUGUGGAAAGAACUUGACAAGCAAAAACUAAAGAAAAUGAAAUCACUGAAAACCUUUUCUCAGAUAUUCAAAGAAAUGAUUGCCUUUCUAAAAGAGCAUUAUGCUCAGAAAGAGGUGAAGAAAGUAGGCAGCCCCUCACUUAUUGCCCAUUUGAAAAAAAUUGAUGAGGACCUUGUACCUAUUGCCAAACAGGCCCUCAAUGGUCUGCUAGAAAAUACUUUGAUUUUCAGUGAAGAUGAUUUUGAAAUAUGCCCAGAAUCCAAGGACACUGCAUGUCGGGUUGGGAUUUUGUCUCAAGAGGAGAGAAUUGCCACCACUAACACGGAUACACAUGAGAGGCAUUCUCAUGUGCAAUUGCCAGUCUUCUUCCCUCACAAACUGUUUCAGGAGUACAUGGCUGGAGUCCACCUUGCUUCCCUAUAUGAAUCAAAUCGUAAUGAAUUCAACAGGCUGAUGGAGCAAGUAUUUCUGCAAAGGAAGGAGGAGUUUCAGUAUCUCCUGUACUUCACUGUGUCACAGAACAAAAGUAUUGCAACCCAUGUAAUGCAGUCUAUGCUUCGGGAAGUAGACAGGUAUAUUCCUUUCAUUGUUGAUGUAGCCUUUGAGAGUCUGGACCCAGAUGUAGCAGCCUUGGUGAAGGACAGACUUUUGCCAGAGGAGACUGUGCUGACCAUGGACAUACACAUGACAGCACACACUGUAGCUGGGUAUGCAUUCAUUGGUCCAUAUCUGGUUGAACUCUGGAUUAAUAGAGAUUGUGGACCUUCUAUGUCACUUGAUGUUGCAGAGAUGAUAUGCUCCAUUCCAUCCUUGAAGAAAGUUUUUCUUCAUGGUGCAUUCCAUCAUUGUUUUUUUGCAACACUUGCAACGAAAGGAAAAGAAUCAAAGGUCAAGACCCUCGAGCUUAAUAAUGUCAAAUGUCCCACAUCAGCCUCAUCGCAUCAUCUAUUAGAAGCACUUUGUUCUAUGCCAAACCUGUCUGACCUGACACUUUUUGAAAUGGAUCUGGAUAAGAAGUCCAAUGAGGAUUUCUACUCUUCAUUGAAAGCAAAUGCAUCAUCCAUACAGGUCAAGACUCUUGAGCUUCAUAAUGUCUGGUUUCCCACACCAGCAUCAUCACAUCAUCUAGUAGAAACACUGUGUUAUAUGCCAAACCUGACUGACCUGACACUUCCAAUGGAUCUGGAUGAGGAGUUCUACUGUACAUUGAAAGCAAAUGCAUCAUCCAUACAGGUGAAGACUUUCAAGCUUCAUGCUGUUCCCACACCAGCAUCAUCACAUCAUCUAGUAGAAACACUGUGUUAUAUGCCAAACCUGACUGACCUGACACUUCCAAUGGAUCUGGAUGAGGAGUUCUACUGUACAUUGAAAGCAAAUGCAUCAUCCAUACAGGUAUGUGUGUUCUAAUGUAAAUGUCAUGGAGAGGGUCAUAGAAAUGAAGAAAGAGUAGUAAUGAUUAUAUGGGGCACAUGUAUAUAUAUGUUUUUCUCUACAAAUACCCUUUUCUAAAGGCAAUUUUCUUGGUUUAUUGAUACAGUCAUGAAACAUGGGAUAAAAGCAAACUCACAUGUACUGAUUCAGUUGAAAUUCAAGUGUAUAUAAGAUUGACAUCGUUUUGAUCAAUAAUCCAUAUCCAUCCUUUUCUG
Messenger RNA from Strongylocentrotus purpuratus (purple sea urchin), 3197 nucleotides. Its product is annotated as NACHT, LRR and PYD domains-containing protein 12. NCBI's taxonomy places the organism in Eukaryota, Metazoa, Echinodermata, Echinoidea, Camarodonta, Strongylocentrotidae. The transcript has 8 exons. The record is from RefSeq and is a predicted model, not a curated record. The coding region runs from base 151 to 2958 and encodes 935 amino acids.